GGACAGGGCUUGUGUGGGGGGAUAGCCGGUGUCACUUUUCCGUAGCAGGGACGCUGGGUCAGAGGUCAUGUCACUGAGGCCAGGGGCCCAUCUGCUGUCACUCUCACCUGCAUGCAGGUCAUAGGCCGUAUCACAAGCGCUUUGCCCAUGCGCUUUCUCCAUUCGGGUGCCUUGGUGGGUCCGCAGUCCCCAUACCUCGUCCAGGGGGUUCACAGGUGGUGCCGCGCUUCCCUCCACUCAGCAGCCCUUGAUUGAGAGCUGCAGAGUGGUCUGCAGGAAGAAGCCCAGUGCUGUCCUGGGGGGGUCUUAAUGCCAGGGUGACCCCCACCUGGGGGCAGGAAGUAGGGGCAACAGGGGCUGUGUGGUGCUGAGUCUCCCUUGGAAGCUUGGAAUCCUCGGCCCCCAAGCAGUUCCUGUGUCUGGGCAGACUCUGCGCACAGUCUGGGGACGAUCCAGUGGACCAGCUGGGGUGGGGGUGUCAGGUGCUCAGGUUUCCUUCCGUAAAGUGGGAGCUCGUGGGCCCCACCAGGUGACAGGCUGAGGAAGGCCAUGGACACACAGGCCAGUGCAGGCCUACCGGGCUCUCAUGGACCAGGCCAAGGCCCUUCCGACUGGUCUACACCCACUGAGGGCAGCAGGACUGGCCAGAGAGCUAGACAGGGCGGUGGGGGGGUGUGCUGCGGUGACCGCAUCCUCCCAAAUUCACAUCCUCCUGGGACCUCAGGAUGAGAACCUACUCGACUGUUGGGACUUUGUGGGUCAAUUAGUAAAGACAGAGCUGAGGUCAUCCUGGUUAAAGCGGCCCUAACCUUGCCAGAAGUCCCUGUAGAGAGACAGCGUGGGGAGGCAUGUGAUGAGGGAGGCAGAACCUGGGCACUGGGGAGGCAGGGAGAUCCCAGAGCCUGGAGGCGUUGCCCCCAUGCCAUGCCCUGGACGCCUGCCCUGAACGCGAGAUAUGUCUAUCAUUUGAGCUGCUCCAUCAGUGACCUUUAUGGCUGCCCAGGAGGUGACAUGAUGGUCUUGUGGCCUGGGGAGCAGGGCCUGAGACCCUGGGGAACACCUGAGACCCUCAGGGCAAGGGUAGUUGGGUGGGGACAGGAGUCCCAUGGAUCUAGCCUCCCUGACUCGAUAGAAGGAUUUGCGGUUUCCACUGCCGGCCACUGGUCCGUGAGGACACCAUUGACCACCAGAAGAGGAAGGUUGGUGGGUUCACACUCCCAGGGCAUCUGCCAUGGCCCCUCAUCUCUGGGCAUUUGCUAGCCAUGGGCUGGCAGCUGAUGGGCCUCUUGUCCACUGGGUCCAGGGCCUGACUCUGUGUCCAGACUUGUUCCCUUGCUGGGACAUCCUGUUCUAGAUGAAUGAGGCCUAGGCCAUGCCGAGUCUAGGGCCAGUGGAAGCCUUUGUGGGCUGACCCAGCUCCUGCGGCUGCUCAGGGGCCUCGCUCCCCAUCCCACUCACCGCUUCCACCGUCUCCUGGGCUCUGUCAAGAAUUCACACGGCUUCCGAGCCAAGAAUCCCCUGGGGCACUGCAUCCGCUUCUUGCCCCAGGUGGGAAAGAGCACCCUCACUGGAGGUGAUUGGAGGUCACAUUGGAGGUCACACAUCCACCCAACAGAAGCUCACAGAGUGUGGCCACGGCCCACUCACCCUCCAGUCUCCCAUGCGGGAGCCGACUUGGACCAGGUCUUCCUUUAAAGCGGUGAAACGUCUUCAGAUGAGCUCUCACCCCAUUGCCGACCAUGGGGUCACACAGGUGCAAGACUGUAGUGCAGCCAGGGUCUGACUCUGUCGUCAGCAUCCUCCAUCUCCCCUGGGACCCCAUGCCUGUAGCCAAAAGCAGGAGAGUCCAGAGUGGGCCUGGCGUUCAAGGUUGUUCCCAGCCCAGCUUCUGCCUGGUGGGUCCACUCUGCUCCUGGUUUAGACUGAGUGACAUCGCAUGGUGGCUGGCACAGGGACAGCCCCAAAGACAUCCUCAUCUUGGGACCUGUGGACGUGUCACCUCAUGGGGCAGAGGGGACUUUGCAGGUGGAAUUAAGCUAAGGCCCCUGAAAUGGGGUUGACCCCUGGGGUCACAGUGUCAUCACAGGGUCCUUAUAAGAGGGAAGUAGAGGGUCAGAGACAGAGAGACAGGAGAUGUUGCUCUGCUAGCUGUGAGGAUGGAGUGGGAGGGGCUGUGAGCCAGGGAUGCGGUACCUCUAGAACCUGGAAAAGCGGGGAGCCAGUGUUCACUGAAGCCUCCAGAGGUUACCAGUCCCAUAAACCCAUCUCGUACUUCCGACCUCUAGAACCAUAAAGUAAUAAAUGUGCUGUUGUAAGCCAUGGAGUUCGGGGUAGUUUUAUUACAGCCGCUUCAUCAUGUGAAGCCCUCAUGAGGCCCAUGACACAUACCAGCUGCUGUUGCUCCUGUUAGUACAUCAGGAGUUUUGGAAUGGGGAGUGCAGACCUGGGCUGGGGGCAGGCAGUAGAUGUAUACCUGCAGGCCCUAACACAUCGCCCUGGUAACUAAACCUGAGCCCCGAGUUUCCUGCUGGCCAAAGUGAAAAGGGAAAGACUACUGGGGGGCUGUGUGACCCUCACAGCCCAGAAGCAGAAAGCUUCCCCCUGCCUUCCCUUGGGGCCUGGAGCAGUUCCCUGGAGGCUCCACACAGCCAGCUUGGGCCCAGGACCUGGUGGGGUCAAGCCUGCCUCUGUGUGGGGUCCCCAUCCACCAGUUACCUGGGAGGGAUCUACAGCCGAGGGAAUUUGUUCUGGGGGUCUAGGGCAAGAGGUCAGUCUGGCUCCCACUUGGAGGUAGCUCUCUUUGUCUGGACAGUCCUGGCCAUCAGACCAGGCUCCCACUGAACUGCCACAGCUGGGGGCCCUAGUUCCAGCCAGGGAGGGGUCCGCUGAAAAUUUCAUCCCUGAUGCUCUUUUCUGUAUGUUUGAAGGUUUUUGUAAAAUACAAUGAACUUUAAAAUGUUUUAGCCUUACAGGGACUUGCUUGGCAGUCCAAUAGAUUAGAACUCCUUGCUUCCAAUGCAGGGGGAUGUGGGUUCCAUCCUUGGUCGAGGAGGUAAGGUCCUGCAUGCCACAUGGUGUGGCCAAAAAAUAGGAAAAAAAAAAAAUCUUAGAUUCACAGCAAAGUGGCCAAAAUGAUACAGAAAAUCCCUGCGCGGCCUGCCUCAUCUUGGGGCUCAUAUGGUAAAGAAUGUGCCAGCAGUGCAGGAGCCCCAGGUUCAAUCUCUGGGUCGGGAGGAUUACCUGGAGGAGGAAAUGACAACCCACUCCAGUAUUCUUGCCUGGAAAAUCCCAUGGACAGAGGAGUCUGACGGCCUAUAGUCCUUGGGGUCGCGAAGAGUUGGACACGACUGAGCGAUUAACACUUCCACUUUUCUCACUGCUUCACCCAGUUUCCCUGCAUGUUUCAUGUACCAGCUUACACGGCCAAGGCCGACAUCACAGUGCAACCCACAUGACUACACUUGUGUGCUGAGGCUUCGAGGAGAACCAACCAGGUGUCUAUAGGGUGCCCCAUGCUGGGAGGGGUCAGAGUCCCUGGCGGGAGGCCCCCAAACAUAACACAUCAACUCCAAGGCCCUGUGUCAGUGUAUCUCGUUGCUGAUGGGUUGACUUAGACCCCUGCUAGGGCAGCGUCCACUGAGUCCCUCCACUGUGCACCACGGUUGGCACUAAGCCACUCAGACCCCUACACCCCUGACAGCUUGAGAGGCCCCAUGUGGGGUCUCCAGGCCCGGGGUGUACUAUGUGUUUGGGGGAUAUGGCUUUUCUUCAUUCUUCAUUUUUUAAAUUGAAAUAUUAUUUGAAUUUCUUACAAUUCAGCAGUUUUAGUACAUUCAUAGUUGUACAGCCAUCACCUUUAGAUCCAGAACAUUCCAUCCCCAAAAAAAGCCCCACCCCCAUGACCAGUCACCCCCACCCCCUUUCCAGUCCCUGACAACCAGGAACCUACUCUCUGUCUGUGGAUUGUCCUGUUCUGGACAUUUCCCAUCAGUGGAAUCACACCCUACAUGUCCUCCUGUCUGCUUCUCUCACUGAGCAUCGUGUUCUCAGGUCCCCUCCGUGUGGCAGCCAGGGUCAGGGCUUUAGCCUUUUUCCUGGCUGAAUCAUAUUCCACUAUGUAGAGGGACCACAUUGUGUUUAUCCAUCCUGGGGAUGAACUUGUGGGUCAUUUCUGGUUUUCGACUACUGUGAAUCGUGCUCGUGUGAACAUGCAUGUACAGACUUUGCUGUGAGUGUGUGUUCCAGAUGGGACUGAAUCUCCUCGGGGGGAUGUUUGGGGCCUUGUUAGGGUCCGGGCUGAGGGGGAGUGUUCAGCCUUCCAGACACUUGUUCAGGCUUUGUGCCUCCAGCUGCCCCUACCCCUCCAGGCCCUCCUCUAGUCCUCCUUUUUCUGGAGUCCUGGCUGCAGGGGUAACCACCCCGCCCUCCACUGUUGCUCCUCAGUGCCCAGCCCCCUGCAGCCCCCCGGGAGCAGGUGCUACCCUGUCCCUUCCUCACAAUCUUCCCUGGAUCCUUGUAUCUCUGCCAGGCCCUGGGGAAGGGGACUCUUUGCAGUCCACUGAGCCCUUCUCUCUCUGUCAUCAGGGUGAGCAUGUGCCCUGAGGGUCCCUCCAGGCAUCCCAGGUGGGCCUGGAUGAGGGUGCUGUCCGUUUGCCAGCUGGGCUUCUGGGAAAAAGGAUGAGGUCAUAGCUUGGGGAAAGUGCUUCGCAAACUCUCAGCAGCAUCCUAUGCGGGUUGGGGGGAGGAGCAGCAGCAUCUGCGUUGCGGGUGUAUCUCCCACAGUUGGAGGCCCCGCCUACCCAGCCAGCAGUUCCCACAGCUCCUGGUACUGGCCGCCAGUGCAGAGUUGCUUCUCACAGGAAGCCCCUGGUUCACUUCCAUGGCCAAGGCCCCUGCUCUGGGGCCCUCUGAGGGGAGGGCCUGUCCUGCCUCUCUCAGCACCUGGGCCCCAGGUGUCCCGGGAUUGUGGUCCCAUCACACCCCUCUCACCUCCGUCUUCACCCAGUCUUCUCUUGGUACACAUCCAGAUCUCCUUUUGUAAGGGCACCAGCCGUUACUCUAGCAUGACCACAUUUUAGUUGACUAUUUCUGCAGCAACCCCUCCCCAAAGAGGGUCCCAUCAUGGGCCUCACCCACCCCUACAUGCCCAGCCCGGUGGUGGCCUGGGGACCCGAGAGCAUCCCGGCAGCCGGGCAGCCCCAUGCCAGUCAGGGACGACCAGCCAUCUGGUGAUGAGAUACAGGGGACUGAGUGUGAGCCCACUCCUGGCAAUCUGACCAGUUUCCUGCCCCUGAAAUCUAAUAACAAAAGUUUGUGCUUGUCCUUUGUGGGUCUUCUUUUCAUGUCAUUUUCCUGGUAGUUCUUUUUAAAACUGAGACAGAAUUUACACAGCUUAAAAUUUAUUCCUCCAAAGUAUAUUUGCACAGCUGUACAACCACCACCUUUAUGUAAUUCCAGAACAUUCCAUUACCCUAAAAAGGAAACCCCAUCCUCAUUAGCAAUGACUCCCCAGCCUCUGAUAAUCAGGCACUCUCUCUGUCUGUGGAUUGGCUUGUUCUAGACAUUUCCCAUCAGUGGAAUCACACCCUGUGUGUCCUUUGUCUGCUUCUCUCACUGAGCAUUGUGUUCUCGGGGUCUGUCCACAUGGUAGCAAGUGUCAGGGCUUCCCUGUUUUCCAUGGCUGAGUGAUGCUCCCGGAUAUGGAGAGAGACGUGGCUGUGUUCACCUUUGGCUGCUUUGCAUGUGUGGGUUUCCAUGUGGACCUGUGUCUCCGUUGCCCCUCUUGGGUGCCUGGCGGUGGAAUCACAGGGUCGUGGGGUGACUUUUCUGAGGACGCUGCUCCGUUUCACAGCCCACCUGCCGUGUGGGGUUCCAGUUUCUCCUCAUCCUCCCACACUGGUCCUUGCCGGCUUCAUGGAUCCAGCCAUUUGGGCGGGUGUGGAGUGUGUCCUGCUGGUUUCAGUUUGCGUUUCCCUGUUGCCAGACUGUGUACGUCCUUACCUCUCCUGGUUGCCAUUUCUACAUGUUCCUUGUCUUCAGCAGUGGCCUCCAGGCCAUGUGCCCCCCCCACCUCCUCCCUAGCUGUGGGCUGCAGACUGAGUGGGGCUGCAGCAUCGGGCCAAGGUCUCCCUGACCUCCGGGACCCUCCCCAACUAGAGUCCCGGGGUACUGGGCAGGUGCAGGGAGACCUACAGGCCCACCUGCUUCUCCUGGAUAUGGGCCAGCAUCAAACUGUCCUGGGAUGGGGGUGAUCAAAAGAAAUAGUUCAGGAUGGGGCGCCCAGCCUGAUGGCUUUGUGCUCCCCAGCCGCUGGCCCUGUUUGUAUCUCGCCUUCUGUGCUGGGCUAUGGGUCGCAGGGGGAGAUGGAGCUGGGGAAGGACAGAAACCCCUCGCCAAGGCAGGAAUGGGAGCUAGGUGGGAUCUCAGAGCCCUGCCAGGGUGGCCCUCUAAGUGGGAGGUGGCGGGGGGGCUACAGCAUAGGCAAAGGCCCUGGGCUGAGCCGCCUGGAGAGGCAGACACUGAGGGUCAGCUCUAGGGCAGCCAGGACAGGCAGUGAAGGUCAGGGUGUAGGCUGAGGAACCGAGGGCAGACCCAAGAGGGGCCAGCCUUGGUUUCCUCCCUACAGCACGGGGUCUAUGCCCCUUGAGUUCCUGCUAUGGGCACCCCCAGGACAGCCAUGGUCCCUGCCAGGCACAAUUGGGCCUGGGCUCUGGGGGGGGCAGCGAUUUGGGGAAACUGAGGCUGGGGCAGGGAGAGCACCAGGGCAGCAAGGUACAGGCCAGCAGCAGCAGGGUUCAGGCUGGUGGCGGCAGGCCGGCAUUGUUGACAGCCGUCUGUGGCUAGAAUCCGCCCCGUUCAGUAAUUCUCUGCACUCUGCCAGUAAUCGCCCUGACUUACCAGGCAGGCAUCAUUUCCUGAAAGUCAGCCGGCCUUAGGGGAAGUAGGCGCCGGCGGUGACUAAACCAACAUGCAAAUGCAGCCGGGCGGGCGCAGGCUGAGGGCUGAGGGCCGGCCGGGCUGAGCCCCCGCGGUCAUGAGGCAGCUGCUCCCGCCACCUCCCAGAGACCCUGCCAUCACCAUGUCCCAGCUGCGCUUCUGGCUGCAGUUCGCCACUAUCGGCAAGCCUGUCUUCCAGGACUCCUCAUACCUCGAUGACCUCUCCAACGCUUCCAUCUUCUCCUCAUCCGUGGACUCCCUCUCGGACAUAGCCGACACGCCUGACUUUCCGCCCGCUGACAGCCUCAGCCAGGUGCCUACCAUCUGGGACGUGAGCACCGGCCCCUCCGCCCACGACAAGCUGUUCCCGCCCAGUGGGCCAUUUACAGGCCUCGAGGACCCUGUGUCCUCCCUCUCCAGCACCCCACUUCUCAUCAGCUACCAGGCUCAGAGUCAGCCUGAGGAGGACGACGAGGCUGAGGAGGAUGAGGCGGAGGAGCUGGGCCACGCGGAGACGUACGCUGACUAUGUGCCAUCCAAGUCCAAGAUUGGGAGGCAGCACCCGGACCGUGUGGUGGAGACCAGCACGCUGUCCAGUGUCCCGCCGCCAGACAUCACCUACACCCUCGCCCUGCCCUCCUCAGACAGCGGGGCCCUGUCUGCCCUGCAGCUGGAGGCCAUCACCUACGCCUGUCAGCAACAUGAGGUCCUGCUUCCCAGUGGGCAGCGCGCGGGCUUCCUCAUUGGCGAUGGCGCGGGUGUGGGUAAGGGCCGCACGGUGGCCGGCGUCAUCCUGGAGAACUAUCUGCGGGGCAGGAAGAAGGCCUUGUGGUUCAGCGUCUCCAAUGAUCUCAAGUACGACGCAGAGCGCGACCUCCGGGACAUCGCCGCCCCCGGCAUCGCGGUGCACGCACUGAGCAAGAUCAAGUACGGCGACAACACUACCUCAGAGGGCGUCCUCUUCGCCACCUACUCUGCCCUGAUUGGUGAGAGCCAGGCGGGUGGGCAGCACCGCACGCGCAUCCGGCAGAUCCUGGAGUGGUGCGGGGAGGCCUUCGACGGAGUGAUUGUGUUCGACGAGUGCCACAAAGCCAAGAACGCAAGCUCCACCAAGAUGGGCAAGGCCGUGCUAGACCUGCAGAACAAACUGCCCCUGGCCAGGGUGGUCUAUGCCAGCGCCACAGGUGCCUCUGAGCCCCGGAACAUGAUCUACAUGAGCCGCCUGGGCAUCUGGGGUGAGGGCACGCCCUUCCGGACCUUUGAGGAAUUUCUGCACGCCAUUGAGAAGAGGGGUGUGGGCGCCAUGGAGAUUGUGGCCAUGGACAUGAAGGUCAGUGGCAUGUACAUCGCUCGCCAACUCAGCUUCUCUGGUGUCACCUUCCGCAUCGAGGAGAUCCCGCUGACCCCGGCCUUCGAGCGCAUCUAUAACCGGGCAGCCCUGCUGUGGGCCGAGGCCCUGGGCGUGUUCCAGCAGGCAGCCGACUGGAUCGGCCUGGAGUCGCGCAAGUCCCUGUGGGGCCAGUUCUGGUCAGCCCAUCAGCGCUUCUUCAAGUACCUGUGUGUGGCCGCCAAGGUGCACCGGCUGGUGGAGCUGGCCCAGGAGGAGCUGGCCCAGGACAAGUGUGUGGUCAUCGGGCUGCAGUCUACAGGUGAGGCGCGGACCCGGGAGGUGCUGGGCGAGAAGGAGGGACAGCUCGAUGGCUUCGUGUCCGCUGCUGAAGGCGUCUUUUUGUCGCUAAUUCAGAAGCACUUUCCUUCGACCAAGAGAAGGCGAGAGAGAGGAGCAGGCAGUAAGAGAAAGCGGCGGCCACGGGGCCGUGGGGCCAAGGCACCCAGGCUGGCAUAUGAGGCAGCAGGUGUGAUCCGCAUUAGUGACGACAGCAGCACGGAGUCGGAUGGUGGCCUGGACAGUGACUUCCACUCCUCCCCCGAGUCCCUGUUGGACGACGACGUGGUCAUCGUGGAUGCCAUCGGGCUCCCAGCCGAUGACCGCGGCCCCUUGUGCCCCCCACAGCGGGACCUGCACGGCCCCGGAGUCCUGGAGCGGGUUGAGCGGCUGAAGCAGGACCUGCUGGCCAAGGUGCAGGCGCUGGGCCGGGAGCUGCCAGUCAACACCCUGGAUGAGCUCAUCGACCAGCUGGGGGGCCCAGAGUGCGUGGCCGAGAUGACCGGCAGGAAGGGCCGCGUAGUGUCCAGACCUGACGGGACGGUGGCGUUUGAGUCACGAGCGGAGCAGGGUCUCUCCAUUGAUCACGUGAACCUCAGGGAGAAGGAACGCUUCAUGAGUGGGGAGAAGCUUGUAGCCAUCAUCUCAGAGGCCUCCAGCUCCGGCGUCUCCCUCCAAGCUGACCGCCGGGUGCAGAACCAGCGGCGCCGGGUGCACAUGACGCUGGAGCUGCCCUGGAGCGCUGACCGAGCCAUCCAGCAGUUUGGCCGGACCCACCGCUCCAACCAGGUCUCUGCGCCGGAGUAUAUCUUCCUCAUUUCAGAGCUGGCAGGGGAGCGCAGGUUUGCUUCCAUCGUGGCCAAGCGGCUGGAGAGCCUGGGGGCUCUGACCCAUGGGGACCGCCGUGCCACUGAGUCCCGGGACCUGAGCAAGUACAACUUUGAGAACAAGUAUGGUGCCCGGGCGCUCAGCUGUGUCCUCACCACCAUCCUAAGCCAGACGGAGAGCAAAGUGCCACUGCCCCAGGGCUACCCCGGAGGGGAUGCUGCCUUCUUCCGUGACAUGAAACAGGGGCUGCUGUCAGUGGGCAUUGGCGGGCGCGAGUCCCGGUCCGGCUGCCUGGACGUGGAGAAGGACUGCUCCAUCAGCAAGUUCCUGAACCGCAUCCUGGGGUUGGAGGUGCACAAGCAGAACGCACUCUUCCAGUACUUCUCCGACACCUUUGACCAUCUUAUUGCCGCCGACAAGAGGGAGGGCAAAUACGACAUGGGCAUCCUGGACCUGGCCCCUGGCAUUGAUGAGAUCUAUGAGGAAAGCCAGCAGGUGUUCCUGGCGCCUGGACACCCGCAGGAUGGACAGGUGGUCUUCUACAAGAUCAGUGUGGACCGUGGCCUGAAGUGGGAAGAGGCCUACGCCCGGUCGCUGGAGCUGACGGGCACCCACGAUGGCUUCUACCUCUCCUACAAGGUCCGCGGCAACAAGCCCAGCUGCCUGCUGGCCCAGCAGAACCGCGGCAAGCUCUUCACCGUGUACAAGCCCAAUAUAGGGCGGCAGAGCCAGCUAGAGUCCUUGGAUAGCUUGAGCCGGAGGUUCCACCGGGUGACGGCAGAGGAGGCCAGGGAGCCCUGGGAAAGCAGCUACACCUUCUCGCUGACGCACUGCAGCCACACCACAUGGAACCGGCACUGCCGGCUGGUGCAGGAGGGCAAGGACUGUGCGCAGGGCCUGCGGCUGCGCCACCACUACAUGCUGUGCGGGGCCUUGCUGCGCGUGUGGGGCCGCAUCGCUGCCGUCAUGGCCGACGUCACCAGCAGCAGCUACCUGCAGAUCGUGCGCCUCAAGACCAAGGACAAGAAGAAGCAAGUCGGCAUCAAGAUCCCGGAGGUCUGCGUGCGUCGGGUCCUGCAGGAGCUGCAGCUGAUGGAUGCCGACGUGAAGCGCAAGCAAGCGCGCACUCGGGGUCUCCUCGCGCUGCCGCCCACCCCACGCCCCCUUGCUCUGCCCUUCGGCCCCGGGGAGGUCCUGGACCUCACAUAUAGCCCGCCAGCCCAGGCCUUCCCUGCGCCCUCACCCUUCACCUUCCCGGCCCUGGGCCCCGGCCCCGGCGGCCAGCUGCUGGGCGCCCCCGACACCCCCGACGCCCCGGCUGACCCCGUGGCACUCCUGCACCAGGGCUGCGAAAUUAACUUCAAGGAGGUGCUGGAGGACAUGCUUCGCUCCCUCAACGCCGCGCCACCCGCCGAGCCGCCUGGCCCUCUGGGCCCUCUGGGUGCGGGGGCAGCGGGCGCACCGGCAGGUGGAGCACCAGAGCGGCAGAGCGUCAUCCAGUUCAGCCCCCCCUUUCCCAACUCCUAGGUCCAGGCAUCCUUCCCGGACGAAACUUAUUUAUCCGUAAUAGGCUCCCGUCUACACGGGGAAGAGGGUGGCUAGCCGAGCAGGGCCAGGACCCCAGCCGACUACUGAGAGGAGCAGGGCCAGGGGCCCCUCGUCCAGCCUCCCGAGGCCUCUAUUGCAGUGCCUUCCCGCCCGGUGCCUGGGCAGACCCCCAAAAUGCUGUCCGCCCUGGGGGGCCCUCCAAGGCCUUGCCUGGUGGGCAGUGGCCUAGUGCAGCCCCCACUCAGGAUACUUGGGGGCCAGGCAGGGCCUGGAGUGGCGGCCCUUCUUCUCUGUGCCUCUGUCCUCUGCUGCCCCACUCCAGGCCUGGGUUGGGGCUCCCACCCCACCCACCUUAGAAGGCCCAGUCAGGCCUGUACCCCUGACAUCCACAAAACUGGGUGGCCCCAAGAGCUGGAAACUCAGGAAACCCCAGGUGCUCAGGGCCCCACCGCUUCUGGGGGGCUCCAAGGGGCAGAUCCCCUCUUAAUAUAUGCAACCCCUCCCUGCUCUCUGUGCCCUAAAUUAUUGUCCAGCCACCUCUCAGGGGCCUGGAAUCCCUGCAGAGCUGGUGGCUGUACCCCUGGUUUCUAUGUGUAUUUAUAAUUAAUUCAAGUGUAUAUAUGUAAAGAGAUCUUUUUUUAAAUAUAUGUGCCUUUUCACUA
Molecule: messenger RNA, 11640 nt
Organism: Bubalus bubalis (water buffalo)
Lineage: Eukaryota; Metazoa; Chordata; Mammalia; Artiodactyla; Bovidae
Gene: SBNO2
Product: strawberry notch homolog 2
Exons: 29
Coding region: 7034-10957 (1307 amino acids)
Biological process (GO): regulation of DNA-templated transcription
Cellular component (GO): nucleus
Molecular function (GO): histone binding; chromatin DNA binding
Source: RefSeq, a predicted model, not a curated record